CUGCACCCAUGUACCAAUCGUCUCAAUGCGAGAGAGAUUCUUCUCCUCAAGAUUCGUGUCCAAAAUGCAGCCAUCUCGCCAUGAUCAGCUCCUCCUCCUCCCGCUGCUGCUGCUGCUCGGGGUGUUCAUCGCGACGAGCUCCGCGGCGGCGCCGGUGUCGAGGACGAUCACCGUCGAUCACCAAGGCGGCGGCGACUUCACGCUCGUCCAGUCGGCGGUGAACUCCGUGCCCGACGGCAACCGCGACUGGAUCAAAAUCCAUGUCAAUGCAGGAAGCUACGAGGAGAAGGUUACCAUCCCGAGUCAGAAACAAUUCAUAGUGCUGGAAGGGGAUGGGUCUUGGAAUACCGAGAUCACCUUUGCCGGUCACGCUCACGCCAGCAUCGACGAGCUGUUGAACCACGGCUACAGCGACGUCGGCGGCUCGGCGACGUUCGACAGCUCCACCUUCAUCGUCCUCGCCGACAACUUCGUCGCUCGCAGCAUCUCCUUCAGGAACACUUAUAACAAGUACGACAAGAGCAAGCCCGUCCAGGCGGUUGCGGCGCUCAUCGGCGGCGACCGGAGCGCCUUCUACGACUGCGCUUUCUACGGUUUCCAGGACACGCUGUGCGACCUCAAGGGCCGCCACUACUUCCACCACUGCUACGUCAGGGGCGGCGUCGACUUCAUCUUCGGCUACGGGCAGUCCAUCUACGACAACUGCACGCUGGAGUCCAACAUGCCGCCGCCGCCGUCGCCGCAGCAGCCGGGGUGGGUGACGGCGCACGCCCGGGUCACCGACGCCGACCCCGGUGGGCUGGUGUUCAAGGGCGGCUCGCUGCUGGGCUCCGGGCAGCAGUACCUCGGGCGCGCGUGGAACCAGUUCGCCACCGUGGUGUUCUACCAGGUGUCCAUGACCAACAUCGUCGUGCCCCAAGGAUGGCAGCCCUGGAACUCCCCCAAUGUGUCGACCAUCACAUUUGCAGAGGCUGGGUGUGAAGGGCCAGGAGCCAACAAAACAGGGAGAGUGGCAUGGGAGAAGCAGCUGGACGAUGAUCAGGUGCACAAGUUUGUGGACAUCAGCUUCAUCGACGACGGCUGGCUGUCCCAGCAACCGCAGGUUUAGCCGACAACAACAUGCCAUGGAUGAAAAAUAUCACAAGCAUUUUAUAUUAUAGGCAAAACAGAAGUUCAGAAGUAGACUGUAUAACACUUCAAUAGGUGGGCUCCACUUGUCAGUAGCACCAAGACAUUCCACAUUGUUGAUCCAGAUGUAUGCAUGGUUGUUUUGCCCCAAGGUUGAUAUAUGAAUGUUCAAAGUAA
Molecule: messenger RNA, 1305 nt
Organism: Oryza sativa Japonica Group (Japanese rice)
Lineage: Eukaryota; Viridiplantae; Streptophyta; Magnoliopsida; Poales; Poaceae
Product: probable pectinesterase 66
Biological process (GO): cell wall modification; pectin catabolic process
Molecular function (GO): pectinesterase activity
Source: RefSeq, a predicted model, not a curated record